CCAGAUGGAGCUCAGAGUGAAAGCGGAGCCAGAUGCAGAAGCAGGGAGCAGACCUGACAGAAACAAGAUGGAGAACAGGGAAUUCUGGGAAAAAGCCAUGCAGACAAUCCCUGGGAUGGAGGUCCUGUGCUCAGAUGGCCAGACCUUCAGGCAGUGUUCCUUCCAUGAGGCUGAGGGGCUCCAAGACAUCUGCAGCCGACUCCACAGUCUGUGCCAGCAGUGGCUGAAGCCAGAGAGGCAUACAAAGGAGCAGAUCUUGGACCUGGUGAUCCUAGAGCGUUUCUUGGCUGUCCUGCCGUUGGAGGUGCAGAGCUGGGUCAGGGAAUGCGAGCCGGAAACCAGCUCUCAGGCGGUCGCCCUGGCUGAAGUCUUCUUCUUGAGCCAGGCAGAGGAGGAGAAGUGGAAAGGGCAGGGAUCUUCUGAAGGGGCAGCUGUUCUGCCCAAGGACGAGGUGCUGUCAGGCCCUCAACAGAGACGAGAGUGGUUUGCUCAGGGAAGUGACGGAGGAACUACCUCACCAGAUGGUGAAGCGAUGCCAGUAGUGGGCAUGAAGUCAUCCACGCUUCUAAGCGCGGAGGAAGCGGUUGGCAUCCAGCUGGAUCUGAGUCUGGUGGGCUUUGAGGACGUGGCCAUCUCUUUCUCCGAGGAGGAGUGGGCUCUGCUAGAUCUGGACCAACAGGCUGUCUACCGCGAAGUCAUGUCGGAGAGUCUCCUGAAUGUGGCUUCUUUGAGCAGGGGAAACCCUCCCCCCUCCAACCUCGGAUGCUUCCGGAUGCUGCGCCCUCUCCGUGACGGGUCGUGUCUGGGGAUUCUCCACGUGCCGUCUUCCUUUCCCGGAUUGCCUUCACGCUUUCGAGUCAAGCUGCGCACAGAGAGCCAGACGGACUCUUUGAGGCCCGGGCAGCCCCCCGAUGCCCACCAGAGGCCCCAAGACUUUGCAGUUCCUGCCUGCCGAAAGAGCAUAAAAGCAGAAGAGCCCCCUGAAGGGUCUCUGGGAAGAAGUAGAACUACAGAUCUGGAGGGGCAGAGAAAGCAAACAGAAGGAAGACCAUACUUCAAUACUAAGUGGAGUGGCAGGCAGAAUGAAAAUCUGACUUCCCCGCAAAGCGACCCAUGCUGGUACUCAGAAUCUGCAGAAUGCGUCACUCAGAGACCGACCUUUUUAGAGCAUCGGGGCGUUCACGCAGAGGAGGAAGAGGAGUAUGGGGAAAGCUUGAGGCUUAGUGAGUAUCUCACGGAGCUCCAGGGAAGUCACGAAGAACAGAAGCGGUACAAAUGCAGAGCGUGCGGAGAGAGUUUCUUGAAUCGGUCGGUCCUCGCCGUACACCGCCGAAGCCAUGCUCGGAGGAACCCGUACAAGUGUUCCGUGUGCGGAAAGGGCUUCAGCCAGAGAGGAAACCUGAUGGCCCACCUACGAAUCCACACAGGAGAGAAACCCUUCCAAUGCCCGGAGUGCGGGAAGCGCUUCCGUCAGCGCGGAACCCUAGCUUCCCAUCGCAGAAUCCACACGGGGGAGAAACCUUACAAGUGCUCAGAGUGCGGAAAGCGCUUCGGCGACAGCUCCACCCUGACGGCCCACCAAAGAACCCACACGGGGGAGAAGCCGUUCGAAUGCCCACAGUGCGGGAAGAAGUUCGGCCACAAAGGGAACCUGAAUUGCCAUCAGAGAAUCCACACGGGCGACAAGCCGUUCGCGUGCUUGCAGUGCGGGAAGAGUUUCAGUCAGAGAGUUAACUUUCUGAGCCAUUACAUAAGAAUCCACGCCGCAGGGAAACUCUUUGAAUGCUUCUAGGGUGGAAACGGCUCCGUUGUUCUUCAAGCCUUACUUUCCACCAAAGAAUAUACCGGGGGGGGGGGCACAUGCACAAAUGCGGAGUAUGUAGGAAGAGCUUCGGUCACGAAGAGGAAGACACUGUGAAACCUGCAAAGACUCCUUCUGGAAGGAGGUUUUGAGACGGUUAACAGAGUUUUUCUCAGCUCCUUUUAUGACCGCCGGAGAAUCUGAUUUAAGGACCAAAGAACGCAGAUGAGCACACAAACUGUAUGUUUCACUAGACAGCUUGCAAGAUGGUGCUUACUUAGAACAAAACUCAACUUGCGGUGCUGGGACUGAAUCUCACAUUUCCCAAGCGACGAAUCCAAGCACGUAGUUGCCUGGGGGGGGGGGGGGAAUCUUCGCGCCUGACCUGUUUUUGGCUGUUUCCGACCUAUAAUGUUCCUUUGUCCGGUGCUGUUUUUGUCAGGGUGUCAAUCUGCCAUUGCGCAAAGACGACUUCCGCACUUGCCCGAAGAUUUGAGGAGCUCCCAGGGCCCCCUUUUAAGGGCUCAGUUUCCUUUGGGGCGUGAGAUUCUGGGAGGCUUCUCAUAUUUUUGCAGUGGAACAGAGUUUGAGCAGUGGUGCCUUUAUGACCAACACGUUUAAUUCUGGGUAUAAGCUUUUGCGUGCAUGCACACGGCAGCUUAUACCCAGAAUUAAACUCCUUGGUCUUAAAGGUGCCACCGGGCUCAAACUUCAUCGCUUUAGGCCAACACAGCUUCUCACCCAAAUAUAUUUUCACAGGGUCGGCUUUCUUACAAAGAGACCCACAGCACUGCCAGGGAAAAGCCAGUAAAGAGCGCUAAUUAAAAUGAGGAAGAUCUCCCCCCACCACACACACACACACAAACAUUGUGUGACACACACACACUCUUCUCUGUUGCCGGCAGUGCUGCAUCGCCCCAAAACCCUGUGCAGCCCCGGACACACCUGUAGCCACCACCUGUAGCCAUCCAGUAGCCAGCAAGUAGAAUAAUGGUUGUUUAAUGGCUGAAGAGGGUGGGUUUAUGAAUAGUGGGAGAAACGGGUAUUUGCCUAUCAGGCUCAGAGGGGAUAAAAUUACUCGUAAUAUCAGAGGGCAACCAGAGAAGUUGGGGGUUCUGCAUUUGGGGACCUCCUUGUUCUGUCCAGCUGGUAAAAAUAAAUGGUACUUCUGAGGAGGAGACUAAAAGUUAGCAUUUCUUUAGAAUUGCUAGGUUAAAGAGCCAGGAUUUAACUUCGCUCGAAGGUCAGCGAAAGAAACGCAAGCUGAGCACAUGCCGGCAAGACGUUCUGCUUAUCAAAACUGUUUCUGUUCCUUUAACUUCAGAGGCAGCGAGUGAAGGUCAAACCGUGUGAGGUCCCCGCUGGGUUUAGUUCAUUACCACGAAACAUAAAAUCUGCCAUUGUUAAAUGGAACGUUAUUUGACGUUGACGGAAGAGAAAGUUGCAUUUUAGAUAUUUGGUAUGUAGGGUAGAGCACUGUUGAAGACUGUGAAGUUGAAAUGCAUUUGGUCUCGAGUCUGGUUUCACGUGUUGUGAUUAUUUAGGGAUAUUUUCUGCAUAUUCAUUAAAAGACGUUUGG
Molecule: messenger RNA, 3380 nt
Organism: Heteronotia binoei (common prickly gecko)
Lineage: Eukaryota; Metazoa; Chordata; Lepidosauria; Squamata; Gekkonidae
Product: zinc finger protein 722-like
Exons: 6
Coding region: 5-1792 (595 amino acids)
Biological process (GO): regulation of transcription by RNA polymerase II
Molecular function (GO): RNA polymerase II cis-regulatory region sequence-specific DNA binding; DNA-binding transcription factor activity, RNA polymerase II-specific
Source: RefSeq, a predicted model, not a curated record